This is a messenger RNA of Papaver somniferum (opium poppy), 1383 nucleotides long. Its product is annotated as PKS-NRPS hybrid synthetase CHGG_01239-like. The transcript has a single exon. The record is from RefSeq and is a predicted model, not a curated record. The coding region runs from base 1 to 1383 and encodes 460 amino acids. NCBI's taxonomy places the organism in Eukaryota, Viridiplantae, Streptophyta, Magnoliopsida, Ranunculales, Papaveraceae. Gene Ontology annotation, biological process: regulation of DNA-templated transcription.
AUGGUUUGCGAGUGUAGUGGAAAGUAUGAGAUCCAUUGGAAAAAGGGUAGUGAGUAUCAACGAAAAACCACAAGGAAGAAGGGACGUUAUAAUACGAAGAAUUGCAGAUGCCCUUUUAAGCUUCAAUUUAAAUAUAACGAUGAUGAGAAAGUGUGUUUUAUGGUGAAAGUCGUCUCGGGUUAUCAUAAUCAUCCUAUUCCGGAGAGUUUGAUCAACCAUCCUUAUUCGGCAAGGCUCAACCCCUUAGAAAAGGAUUUAGUACACGUGUUGAGUAAAAGACGCGCAAGACCUAUUGAUAUUCUUAGUGGCGUGAAGGUGUUAAACCCCCAAAACUCAUCCUCAUUGGCAACUAUAUAUAAAGAAAGAGAAAAAAUUAGAAAAAAGACAUGGCAAGAGGGAGUGCUUAUGCAACAAUUAUUAUUUUUGUUUGAGGAGGCAAAGUACUCUACCGCCUAUGAUACGAAUGAAGAAAAGGAAGUGGAAUAUCUUUUCAUCGCAAAUCCGGAAUGUGUACAAUUGGCAAGAUGCUUUCAUCAAAUUCUCUUUAUGGAUUUCACGUAUAAAACUAACAAGUACAACAUGUCGAUAUUGAACUUUGUUGGGCAAACAUCUACCAAGUCGACAUUUACCGUUGCGUUUUGUUUCUUGAAAGAUGAGACGAAGGAAAGUUAUAUGUGGGCAUUGCAAAAGGUGAAGUUAUUGUAUCAAAAAGGUUAUACUCCACAUGUGUUGAUUACGGAUAAGGAGCAAGCAUUGAUGUGGGACAUAGUACGUGUUUUCCCCUACGCGCGUCAUCAUUUUUGCACGUUUCAUCUACGGAACAAUGUGCAAACUAAUUGCAAGAGGGUUAUAUGGCCAGAAAACAAGACCGAUAUGGAGAGGAUUAAAAAUCUACCGUUGGAGAAACAACAAGAAGAGAAAGAUAAGUUUGAUAUCAAUGACAAAAUAGUUGAUUGGGAACAACUAGUAUGGUCGCUCACGGAACCAUUAUAUUUCCUAAGGGAGCGUGUUCUAAUGGAGAAAUGGUCAACCUACCCGGAUGUUAUAACAUAUUUGAAGAACGAGUUAUUGGAUCCCCACAAAGAAAAGUUUGUUAGUGCAUGGGUGAAGCGUUAUACACAUUAUGACAAUCAAUCCACAAGCACGGUGGAGUCGGCUCACUAUCGGUUCAAGAGUAAGUUAAAUGGAUGUGAUGGUGGAUUCGUUGUUGUUUUUGAAGCUAUGGUCGAGUAUUUCAAGCGCGAUCUCGAUAGAAUUAAAGAGGAUUUUGAAAAGAGCCGAUCUAGAAAGCUUGUCGACUACCGGGAUAUCCCUUGGCUCCGGGGAAUAAGUUUAUAUGUUUCUCAAUGGGCAAUCCUAAAAAUUAUAACGGAAGUGGAGUGA